Molecule: messenger RNA, 1275 nt
Organism: Durio zibethinus
Lineage: Eukaryota; Viridiplantae; Streptophyta; Magnoliopsida; Malvales; Malvaceae
Product: small heat shock protein, chloroplastic-like
Biological process (GO): response to heat
Source: RefSeq, a predicted model, not a curated record
GAUCCUGUGAAGGGAAACUUAUCGAAGGCAAAGAUAUGGUUUCUGGAGAAAUCUAGAAAUCAAUCGACUCCACUCCCCAUCCCUCUCCAGAAAUGUCUACUCUAUCCUUUAAAAUAUGAACCGUUAGGCUCUCUUUCUAUCAUCAUCGGUUCCAUUUUUCAUCUUUCUCUUUGAUAAUAUUAGUGAUAAUCAAAGGCAGAGCUCCAAUUUCUCUUCUUUCCAUAAACCAAUCAAGGGUGAACAACAACCUUGAAAGAAAAAUGUCUCAAGCUCUUUCAAAUCUGACCAUCUCUUUCCCUUUAUAUUCCUCCAAUAAAGCCAGCAAUUUAUCUUGUCACCUUCCCUUUUCAAAACUCCCCCAGAACUUGACACAGAACAGAUGUUUCAGCUGUAAGAACAGCAUCAAGGCCAUGGCAGGAGAGAGUAGAGACAACCUUGACCACUUGCAAAGAGUUGGCAAACAUCACCACUCCCAACCCAACAAGAAAAGGACUGGCCCUGAUUCACCAAUAGGGUUGUGGAACAGGUUCCCAACAGCAAGAACGGUGCAGCAGAUGAUGGAAACAAUGGAGAGGUUGAUGGAAGACCCUUUUGCAUACUCAGGCACGUGGCCAUCCUCUUUGCCGACUGAGAACGGGGGUUACAGUAGAGGCAGGACGCCAUGGGAGAUUAAAGAAGGAGAGGGGGAGUAUAAGAUGAGGUUUGAUAUGCCUGGCAUGACCAAAGAUGAUGUGAAAGUGUGGGUUGAAGAGAAGAUGUUGGUUGUCAAAGCUGAGAAAGUGCCUAAGAAGAAGAUUAAUGAUGAAGAGAAUGGAGAGGAAGGAGAAUGGUCUGCUAAGAGCUAUGGGAGGUAUGGUAGCAGAAUUGCAUUGCCUGAGAAUAUCCUGUUUGAGAAGAUUAAAGCUGAGGUGAAAGAUGGGGUUUUGUACAUAACCAUCCCCAAGGCUAGUAGUAAUGCUAGAAUUUUGGACAUCAAUGUCCAAUGAUUGAUUUUUGUGCUUGCUUCAAAUUUCUUUUGGCUUUGUCUUUUUUAAAGUUCAAGGUAAGAAAUUAAUCCGCAGAAGUUGCUAUUUGAGUUUACCAAAGUUGUUUGCAAAUGUAAUUGCCAAGUGUUCAAUUAGUUUUGCUGAUUACUUUUACAAAGAUUAUUCCUUUGUUUUAAGCUUUUCUGAAUGCCAAAUAACUAUUACAAACCAGUUACUCUUUCUCUAAAAAAAAAGUGAUAAAUUUUGAAUUUCAUAGGACUGAUAUAAUCUUUUAAAAGUGGUAAGAUGA